CUGCAUAACAAAUGAACAGCAAAGCAAUCAAACUAUAAAAUCGUAUGCACAGCCAUAAAAGUGCUAUUAAUUGCUGUUAGAGUGCAUAGUGGUAUAGAUAAAAAGCCCAAUUAAUAUGUAGCAGAUAAUCGGAGCUCAAAUCUUGAAAACAACAAUACCUGCUUCAACAUGGAUCCACAAAAAAUUACAGAAUUGGCCAAUUUACUGCGCAAGAAUGGUGAUAAAAUUCUAAGCUCUGAAUUUUCUCUGACGUUAUCAGGGUCGCUGGUGCGCGCGCUUAACGACUCAUUUACGCUAAUAGCGGACACAGACAUUGGCACCAACCAGCAAACAUUUCAGGUAGUCAAGUCCAUCAAUGCCACAUCCCAUGUCUUUCCGGAUCUGCAGCUGCUGCACGAUUUUGUGCAGAAGACCACAUUGUUGCGCAUCGUCUAUUAUCCCAGCGAGCAGUGCUUUACUGGAGCGAUUGAUAUUACAAAAUUCCGGGCUCUUAAGCGACUGGAGGUGCAGAAGAUCAACAUUAUGCAGUUGGUUGGGAUUAAAGCGUUGCGUUCACAACUUCAGCAUUUGAUUUGUGUGAAGAGUUUGCGCAGUGUUGAGGAUAUUAUUACGCAUUGUGGUGGCGAUAAUUCGAAUGGUUUCGUCUGGAACGAACUGAGAACGGCCGAUUUUAGUUUCAAUAAUUUACAAACCGUUGAUACCUCACUGGAAUUUGCACAGAAUUUGCAGCAUCUCAGCCUGCGACACAACAAGCUGCACAGUGCGACCGCUAUUAAGUGGCUGCCACAUCUAAAAACCCUGGAUCUGAGCUACAAUUGUCUGACCACUAUUCCGCAGUUUCAUAUGGAGGCCUGCAAACGUUUGGAGCAGCUAAACAUCAGCAAUAACUAUGUGGAGGAUCUGUUAGUUUUGACGAAAAUGAAUUCGCUGUGGGAAUUGGAUUUGUCGGACAACUGUUUGCUGGAUCAUUCGCAGUUGUUGCCAUUGAGUGCCAUACAAAAUUUACAAGUUCUGAAGCUCUACGGCAAUCCUUUGCACUGUCAUCCAAAGCAUCGUCUAGCCACGGCGCAGUAUUUGCAUAAGGAUGCGGUGACCCUGAAGUUCUUGCUCGACUUGGAACCACUCUCAAAGGCUGAGAAAGCCUUGACGGGCAGUCAGCGAUUGUCGUAUAUGGCGAUUCGCCACUCGACACACGAUCGUUCACUUCCAAUUUCGGUAUCGGGUACACCCACAUCAGCAAAUACACCCGCAUCUAGCGUCGAUUCACGUCGAACGGUCAACCAACUUGAUUCCUCUUCGGGUACGGAACAGGGGUCAGGGCAAGAGGGAACAAGAGUUAGCAAACGACGCCUCAAAAAAGAAAGAACUGUGGAUAUUGAGGAGCAUGAUGGCACUCCUAUAGAAACUGCAGCAGCUCUGGAAACAAAGAAACAGAUCGAAAAGCUGCAUUCAAAGAGUGAAGAUCAGACGCCUGAUCUUAAUGCUUCGUUCUAUAGCGAAGAGGAGCGUCUGAAAUCGCGGCAAUUGCUCAACGAUUUUCUCAGCGAAUUUGCACCAGCAAACACGUCCGAAGAAGUGGAGCCCCAGAAUAUGACCUCAACGCCCACUAAUGAGAGCGUUUUAAGUGCCCCUAUAGACGCCACCUUAACGCCCAUCAAAAUAACAAAUGAGACUAAUUCAACAAAUGUAAGCAGCAAUGCGGCUGAGGAAACGACCUACGAAAGUUGCAAUACGAGCAUGGAUACCCAUUAUGAAAGUCUAGCCCAGAACAGCACAGCAGCAACCGAGGAACAAUUGACUAUAAAAGAAGAACAAGCCCACGAGCAUGAUCCUUUACAUAACAUCUAUGAACGGAACACAAACGCUUUGGCACAAGAUGAAUCCGAUGUGUCCGAAGCCGAGCCCGAUGAAGAGACCUAUAUUGUGCACAGUGAAGCCAAGCCCGCCGAGCCCUUAUUCCUGACCAUAUCAUCUAACUUUUUGCGCGAAAAGGACGCGCUUUCCGAUCGCACCAAAGCGAAAUGGAGUCUUAGUAUUUUGGAGUCCUGCGAGCGCAUCAAGUCGAAUAUGCUGCGCAUCAACUUUGAUACGAUCAGAAAGGAUAAAAAGGAGCGUAUCUAUUGCAUAGAGAAUUCCCUAUGUCAGGAGGUGGAGAAGAAGCUGCGAGACAUUCUUUCCCAGCGUGAUCUCAGCGCCAUGAACAUCGUCAUCUAUCGCUGCGUUAGCUGUAACAGUAAGUUCAUGCGUGAGAACAAACAAAAUCAAUACCGCGCAGAAGCACCACGCUGUCCGGACUGUGGCAGCACUUUCAUAGCCGAGGUGCAGGACGAAUCCAGUUCGUUGGACAAGCCCAGCGGUAAGAAUAGCUCUGUGGCUGCGGCGCAAUGGCAGCCAUCGCCCAAUCUCUCGCCCGCCCUGAUCGUCGAGGAGUCGCCAGUUGGUACGCCACUGGUGGUGCAACGCAACGAGGAGAACAAUAGCAUUGUGACUACAACCAGGCUUACUGCUAAUAACACACCCAAGCGUAGGACUUUGACGCAAACCACAAAAAGCUCCGCGAACUCGCUGAACGAGAGCAGUUCUUGUUCGAAAAUCACGAAUUCGCAAUGCUCGUUCGAUUCAAAUCAAUCGGUGGUGGGCAGCUCGAAUACUGAACGUGAUUUGGAGUUUCGCGCGAACGAGAGCGAUGUGGACAUCAUAUCCAAUCCGAGCCAGUCGAGCAUAGAGGUCCUGGAUCCCAAUUGUGCGCAAACCUCUAGUCGCAAGACCUCCGAGGAGCGACGUAUAUCACAAAUUCCCCAUUUGCAAACCAUAGACGAUGUCGGGACCAAUACACAAAGCUUCAUCGAUAGGGAAUUCGGUGCCAUGCUGGCUGAGCAGGCAGCGGCUGUGGCGUUUACAAGUAACCAGGAGGCGACGCCUAAAGUUAAAUCGCUGGCUCAUGUACAGCUAACAGAGAGCAGCUCCUCGGGCUCCGUUACGGAUAGCAUAUGUACGGCUUAUGACCAACAGGCUACCAAGGAGAAGCAGCCGCAGCAAAAACAACAAGCUCAGCCCACUGGCGAUGACAUCGUGCUGCAGAAUAUGCUGCUCAGUGAACCCAUUAAUAACAACAACAACAACAAUCCGGAGCUCUCGGGAUCUAAUGCCAAUGGCAGUGCAAAGAAAGAGGAUGCUGGCCUAUCCUCACGAUUCGGUGCUCUAUUCCAGUCCACUAAUCUGCUCAUGUCCAGUUCUAAGAAGCUCAUUGAGGCCGAAGCGGCGCCAGUCACCAAUCUAAGUCAGCCGUACAAAUUCAACUACACGAACUUCAACGACAUCGAUCAUCGGCUCAAGCUUUAUUUCUAUCAGUCCAAAUUCGAGGAGAAUGGCGAGCAUUUCAAGUGGCUGGCGCGUGGUCGCAUCUAUAAUGAGCAAACACAAGUUCUAUGCGACGGAUUAGUUGUGAUGUCCACCUGCAAGUGCUAUCUAAUGGAGGCGUUUGCGCCACCACACGACGAUGUGACCAAAUGGCUGCGUCAGGUAAUUAGCGUGACAAUGGAUCGAUUGGAAAGCGUACAGGUGUUGCCUUGGAAAAUGGGCUUGUCCUUCGCACUGCGAGAUUGGGGCUCCUUUCUACUGCUGCUGCAGGACAUAAUACGUACGGAUAGCUUAUUGCUGUACUUUGCAAACGCCACUCUGCCGACACAAUGCGAACUGAAGCACUCGCCGGCCGAAAAUGUAGUGCAGCGUCUAUCUAAAGCGGCCGAUUCAAAGCUUACUAUGUGCGCCCUGCUCAAUGGCUGUGUUUGGACCUGUGAGGGGGAGAAGCGGAACUUUGACUUUUGUGCACUGCUGACCACGGACUCGCAUUUGUAUUUGGGCUCGGCAAGCAAAUGCAAUUGGCUUUCCGCAAGCCACAGUGAUGAGGUUGAGAUUUGUCUUACGCAAUUGAUGAACAAUCUGGUGGAUGUGGAAUCCGUAGAUGACACGGAGUAUAAAAUAAACUUUUUGGAUGAGACGCAAAACAAAACCGAACUGUGGCAUUUAAAAUUUGCCACAAAGGAUAAUGCCGAGUGCUGCUUGAACGCCAUUGGACAAUCGUGGGAACAACUAUUUGGCGUGCGUCUGCUAUCCGCGUAGCGCUGAUCAAUAAAUUUAAUCAUGUAUAAUACAGCUUUCUACACAUACAUUGCUGUGACGUAGGACAAGGUUAGGUUAGUCGAUGUCGUUCUCUGUUUAUCAAUACUUCUUCAUAUCAAGCUUAUAAUUGCUUCAAAAUUAAAGAGGCAUUGAAUCGAUUUAUAUGUAUGUGCGAAUUGAAAUUGAAUUGUGACCAUGUAAAUUUAUCAUUUUGUUGUUAUAUGAUUAGUCUAUAAAGUAAACAUUUGUAUAUUUAUAGAAUAAGUAUUCCUUUGACAAUAUAAUGAAUAUCGAAGAGCAAGCAUUUUGCUGCUUAACAAUAGGCAUAUUCAUGUAACUUUGCAUACGAGUAUAUUAAUCAAAUCGAGAUAAAUAUUUAUCUAUUAAUCAUUUUUGAAUUCAUUGUAAAAUAGAAAUUAAAACGCUAUAUACAUACAUACGUAUAGGAACAUUUGCCAAUUUAUAAAUAAAUGUACUCCAAUAUAGGAUGUAUCCCAUUGUUUACUACGCUUUUGAAA
Molecule: messenger RNA, 4640 nt
Organism: Scaptodrosophila lebanonensis
Lineage: Eukaryota; Metazoa; Arthropoda; Insecta; Diptera; Drosophilidae
Product: serine/threonine-protein kinase 11-interacting protein
Exons: 11
Coding region: 169-4122 (1317 amino acids)
Cellular component (GO): cytoplasm
Molecular function (GO): protein binding
Source: RefSeq, a predicted model, not a curated record